AUGAUGACAAACCAGAAGCACCUUCUAUCUUUCUUCUUCAUUCUUUCGUUGGCCGGGCUUGGGAGUAUCCAGCUUUCAAUGGCAAAGGAGGUGAUACGAAUACCAGUUGGGGUAGUUCUUGACUUGAAUUCCUCUGUUGGAGCGAUUGCAGAGAGCUAUAUGACCAUGGCACUCUCAGAUUUUUAUGCUAAGCAUGCUCAUUAUCGAACAAGGCUUGAUCUUCGCACCCGGGAUUCAGCGGAUGAUAUUGUUACUGCAGCAUCUGAAGCCUGGUAUAUGAUGAAGAAAGAAAAAGUGCAGGCCAUCAUUGGACCUCAAAGGUCAGCAGAAGCAAAGUUUGUGAUGGAGCUUGGCAGAAAGGCUAAGGUUCCCAUCAUUUCAUUCUCUGCCACCAGUCCCUCUCUUUCUCAAUCUCGUAGCCCAUUUUUUAUCCGGACAGCCUUUGAUGACUCUGCUCAAGUAAAAGCCAUAGCUGCCAUAAUUGAAUCUUAUGCCUGGCUGGAAGUUGUUCUCGUCUAUGAAGACACCGAUUAUGGCAAUGGUUUAAUUCCAUAUCUGGUAGACGCUUUCCAGGACGUUGGUGCUCGAGUUCCGAACAGAAGUGCCAUUUCUCUAUUUUCUAGUGAUGCGGAAAUUCUAAGGGAGCUUGGCAGGUUAAACUCAACUUCAACAAGAAUAUUUCUGGUGCAUAUGACUGCCUCCCUUGGGUCCAAAUUCUUCAUACUAGCAAAGAAGAUAGGUAUGAUGAGCGAAGGGUAUGCAUGGAUUGUUACAGAAGGGCUAUCAACUUUGUUAGAUCCUGUGAGUUCGGAAGCCAAGGAUUCAAUGGAAGGUGUGUUGGGAGUAAGGCCACAUAUACCAAGCACAAAAUAUCUUAAAGACUUCAUGAAAAGAUGGAAAAAAGCAAACAAGAUGACUGCAGGCCCCAAUCUCUUUGGACUAUGGGCAUAUGAUACAGUUUGGGCACUGGCAAUGGCAGUGGAAAAGGUUGGAAUAGAAAAUUAUAGCUCUAUGAAACGAAAUGUUAGCACGAAUCCUGCAAGCUUGGGAACCAGUGCCAUGGGUAAAACUCUUGUUGAAACAGUCCUAAGUUUAAAAUUUCGAAGCUUAAGUGGGAAUUUUCAGCUAGUCAAGGGACAGUUAGAAGCUUCAGCCUUUGAGAUAUUCAAUGUGAUUGGCAAUAAAGAAAGGAUUAUUGGAUAUUGGAUUGACCAACAAAAAGGGCUGUCAAGGCAGCUCAAGUUUGACAGCAGUGAAGCGGCAAACACAGAUGUAAAGAGGAAACUCAAGCAGGCAAUCUGGCCAGGGGACACUACAGACCGGCCUGCAACAAAGAAACUGAGGAUUGGAGUUCCAGUGAAAGAGGGUUUUAAUGAAUUCCUAAAAGUGGAAAAGAACAAUAACAUAUCAGGAUUCUCUGCUCUAGUGUUCUUUGCUGCAGUGAAUAAACUACCAUUUCCCCUUCCCCAUGACUUCCUUCCAUUCAAUGGGACAUAUGAUAAUCUUCUUUGGCAAAUCAAAGCAGGGAAGUAUGAUGCUGUGGUGGGAGACACAACAAUUGUAGCUAAUCGCUCAUUGUAUGUAGAUUUUACAUUGCCGUAUUCAGAGUCAGGAGUGUCAAUGGUAGUUUUGGUGGAAAAUAAUGAAAGAGGCAAUAUUUGGAUUUUUUUGAAGCCGUUAAGUUUGGAUCUUUGGCUGACAACUGGGGCAGCCUUCAUAUUUACAGGUUUUGUGAUAUGGGUUCUUGAACACCGGGUAAACUCUGAGUUUAGAGGUCCACCACAACAACAACUUGGCAUGAUAUUCUGGGGAGAAAGUGGUGAACAAUUGGUCAAGAUUAGUGCUCGUAAUUUGGGUUUUUGUGGUUCUUAUCCUGACACAGAGUUACACUGCAAGUUUAGCCUCAAUGUUAACAGUGCAGAGAUUGCAGCCUGUAUUUACUGA
Molecule: messenger RNA, 1944 nt
Organism: Prunus avium (sweet cherry)
Lineage: Eukaryota; Viridiplantae; Streptophyta; Magnoliopsida; Rosales; Rosaceae
Source: RefSeq, a predicted model, not a curated record